Molecule: messenger RNA, 13093 nt
Organism: Chinchilla lanigera (long-tailed chinchilla)
Lineage: Eukaryota; Metazoa; Chordata; Mammalia; Rodentia; Chinchillidae
Gene: Htt
Product: huntingtin
Biological process (GO): microtubule-based transport
Cellular component (GO): nucleus; cytoplasm
Source: RefSeq, a predicted model, not a curated record
UGCGAUCUCAGCGGGGCGGUGGCCGUAAGAGGAGAACGUGCGGGGGCGGGCGCAGGGUAGCGCCUCCGCGGGCCAUUGGAUGAGGCUGCCGCCUGUCUGUCAGUCUCGCAGGCCCGGCCCCGCCUCCUGCGGCGCAGCGGCGCGGGACGUACGCCGCCGUGGGGGCUGCCGGGAAGGGCCCAAGAUGGCCGGGGGCCUUUCCGCUUUUGCUUACGGCCCUGGGCCCCAUUCAUUACCCCUCUGCUGAGCGGCGCCGCGUGGCGUGAGCCGGCCCGAGGCAUCCGGGGGUUGCCCCGCCAGGCGUGAGGGCGCCAUGGCGACCCUGGAAAAGCUGAUGAAGGCCUUCGAGUCUCUCAAGUCCUUCCAGCAGCAGCAGGCACCGCCGCCUCAGCCGCCUCAGCCCCCUCAGCCGUCUCCUCAGGCGCCGCAGCCCCAGGCGCAGCCCCCCCCGCCUCCGCCGCCGCCAAAGAAGGAACUCUCGGCCACCAAGAAAGAUCGUGUGAAUCAUUGUCUUACGAUCUGUGAAAACAUAGUGGCGCAGUCUCUCAGAAAUUCUCCAGAAUUUCAGAAACUCCUGGGCAUUGCCAUGGAACUUUUCCUGCUGUGCAGUGAUGAUGCAGAGUCAGAUGUCAGAAUGGUGGCUGACGAAUGCCUCAACAAAGUUAUCAAAGCUUUGAUGGAUUCCAACCUUCCAAGGCUCCAGUUAGAGCUCUACAAGGAAAUUAAGAAGAAUGGUGCCCCUCGAAGUUUGCGCGCUGCCCUGUGGAGGUUUGCUGAACUGGCUCACCUGGUUCGGCCUCAAAAGUGCAGGCCUUACCUGGUGAACCUUCUGCCAUGCCUGACACGAACAUGCAAGAGACCUGAGGAAUCUGUCCAGGAGACCUUGGCUGCAGCUGUUCCCAAAAUUAUGGCUUCUUUUGGCAACUUUGCAAAUGACAAUGAAAUUAAGGUUCUGUUGAAGGCGUUCAUAGCGAAUCUGAAGUCGAGCUCCCCUACAGUCCGGCGGACGGCAGCUGGCUCAGCAGUGAGCAUCUGCCAGCACUCCAGGAGGACGCAGUACUUUUACAGCUGGCUGCUCAAUGUACUGCUAGGUCUGCUGGUUCCGGUGGAGGAAGAACACCCCACACUCCUGAUCCUUGGGGUGCUGCUCACGCUGAGGUAUCUGGUGCCCUUGCUGCAGCAGCAGGUCAAGGACACGAGCCUGAAAGGCAGCUUUGGAGUGACACGGAAAGAGAUGGAAGUCUCUCCGUCUGCAGAACAGCUGGUCCAGGUUUAUGAACUGACCUUGCAUCACACGCAACACCAAGACCACAACGUGGUGACCGGCGCGCUGGAGCUUUUGCAGCAGCUCUUCCGCACACCCCCGCCUGAGCUCUUACAGGUGCUGACCACUCCGGGGGGCCUGGCUCAGCUCUCCGCCACUCAGGAGGAGGCCCAGGGCCGGAGUCGCAGCGGGAGCAUUGUGGAGCUUCUAGCUGGAGGGGGUUCUUCUUGCAGUCCUGUCCUUCCAAGAAAACAAAAAGGGAAAGUGCUCUUAGGAGAGGAGGAAGCCUUGGAGGAUGACUCCGAAUCGAGGUCAGACGCCAGCAGCUCGGCCUUUGCAGCCUCUGUGAAAGGGGAGAUCAGUGGAGAGCUGGCAGCCUCCUCGGGGGUCUCCACACCUGGGUCUGUGGGUCAUGACAUCAUCACCGAGCAGCCCCGGUCACAGCAUACGCUGCAGGCAGACUCAGUGGAUCUGUCCGGCUGUGACUUGACCAGCACCGCCACUGAUGGGGAUGAAGAGGACAUCCUGAGCCACAGUUCCAGCCAAAUCAGUGCUGUCCCAUCCGACCCUGCUAUGGACCUGAAUGAUGGGACCCAAGCCUCCUCACCCAUCAGUGACAGCUCCCAGACCACCACCGAAGGGCCCGAUUCAGCUGUGACCCCUUCUGACAGCUCUGAGAUCGUGUUAGAUGGUGCUGACAGCCAGUAUUCAGGCAUGCAUGUUGGCCCCCCGCCAGAUGAGGACGAGGCUGUGCCAGGCAGCCUUCCUGCUGGCACCUCGGAUGCUUUCAGGAGCUCUUCUCUGGCCCUUCAGCAAGCACAUUUAUUGGAAAGUAUGGGUCACAGCAGGCAGCCUUCUGAGAGCAGUAUAGACAAGUUUGUAUCAAGAGAUGAAGCUGCUGUACCAGGCGAUCAAGAGAACAAGCCUUGCCGGAUCAAAGGUGACAUAGGACAGUCUACUGAUGACGAUUCUGCUCCUCUGGUCCAUUGUGUCCGCCUUUUAUCUGCUUCAUUUUUGCUAACUGGGGGAAAAAAUGUGCUGGUUCCGGACAGGGAUGUGAGGGUCAGUGUGAAGGCCCUAGCCCUUAGCUGCGUUGGGGCAGCUGUGGCCCUUCAUCCAGAAUCUUUCUUCAGCAAACUGUAUAAAAUGCCUCUGGACACCACGGAAUACCCUGAACAGCAGUAUGUCUCUGACAUUUUGAGCUACAUUGACCAUGGAGACCCACAGGUCCGCGGAGCCACUGCCAUUCUCUGUGGGAUGCUCAUCUCCUCUGUCCUCAGUAGAUCCCGCUUCCACGUGGGGGACUGGCUGGGCACCAUUAGGAUGCUGACAGGAAAUAGAUUUUCUCUAGCGGACUGCAUUCCUCUGCUUCAGAAAACAUUGAAGGAUGAAUCUUCUGUGACGUGCAAGUUGGCGUGUACAGCUGUGAGGCAUUGUGUCAUGAGUCUGUGCAACAGCAGCUACAGUGACUUGGGACUGCAGCUGCUGGUAGACCUACUGGCCCUGAGGGACAGCUCCUACUGGCUGGUGAGGACGGAGCUCCUGGAGACACUAGCAGAGAUGGACUUUAGGCUGGUGAGCUUCUUGGAGGCAAAAGCAGAGAGCCUGCACAGAGGGGCUCAUCAUUAUACAGGGCUUUUAAAACUGCAAGAGCGAGUGCUCAGUAAUGUUGUCAUCUCCUUGCUGGGGGACGAAGACCCCAGGGUGCGGCACGUUGCUGCGGCGUCAUUGGUGAGGCUUGUCCCAAAGCUGUUUUAUAAGUGUGACCAAGGACAGGCUGAUCCAGUAGUGGCCGUGGCAAGAGACCAAAGCAGUGUUCACCUGAAGCUCCUCAUGCACGAGACGCAGCCUCCUUCACACUUCUCCGUGAGCUCCAUCACCAGAAUCUAUAGAGGGUAUAGUUUACUACCAAGCAUAACAGACAUCACCAUGGAAAAUAACCUCUCAAGAGUUAUUGCCGCCGUUUCUCAUGAGCUGAUCACGGCCACCACACGUGCGCUUACGUUUGGAUGCUGUGAAGCUUUGUGUCUUCUUUCAGCCGCCUUUCCAGUUUGCGUGUGGAGCUUAGGUUGGCAUUGUGGAGCACCACCCCUGAGCAUUUCCGAUGAGUCCAGGAAGAGCUGCACUGUUGGGAUGGCCACUGUUAUUCUUACCCUGCUCUCCUCGGCUUGGUUCCCACUGGACAUCUCUGCCCAUCAAGACGCCUUGAUCUUGGCAGGAAACUUACUCGCAGCCAGUGCCCCCAAAUCUCUCAGAAGUUCAUGGGCCUCUGAAGAAGAAGCCAGCCCCACAACCACCAGACAGGAGGAGGUAUGGCCUGCCCUAGGGGACCGGACCCUGGUGCCCAUGGUGGAGCAGCUCUUUUCCCACCUGUUGAAGGUGAUCAAUAUCUGUGCCCAUGUCCUGGAUGACGUGGCUCCUGGGCCAGCAAUCAAGGCAGCUUUGCCUUCUCUGACAAACCCCCCUUCACUAAGUCCCAUCCGGCGAAAGGGUAAGGAAAAGGAACCCGGAGAACAAGCCUCUGCGCCAUUGAGCCCUAAGAAGGGCAGUGAGGCCAGUGCAGUUUCUCGACAAUCUGAUACCUCAGGGCCAGUCACAGCCAGUAAGUCCUCAUCUCUGGGGAGUUUCUAUCAUCUUCCUUCAUACCUCAAGUUGCAUGACGUCCUGAAGGCUACUCACGCCAACUACAAGGUCACCUUGGAUCUUCAGAACAGCACUGAAAAGUUUGGGGGGUUCCUGCGCUCGGCCUUGGACGUUCUCUCCCAGAUUCUAGAGCUGGCGACGCUGCAGGACAUUGGGAAGUGUGUUGAAGAGAUCCUGGGGUAUCUGAAGUCCUGCUUUAGCCGGGAACCAAUGAUGGCUACUCUUUGUGUCCAGCAGCUGCUGAAGACUCUCUUUGGGACAAACCUAGCCUCCCAGUUUGAUGGCUUAUCUUCUAACCCCAGCAAGUCUCAAGGACGAGCGCAGCGCCUUGGCUCUUCCAGUGUGAGGCCGGGCCUGUACCACUACUGCUUCAUGGCCCCCUACACCCACUUUACGCAGGCCCUUGCGGAUGCCAGCCUGAGGAACAUGGUGCAGACGGAGCAGGAGCACGACACCUCAGGAUGGUUUGAUGUGCUCCAGAAGGUGUCCUCCCAGCUCAAGACAAACCUCACGAGUGCUACAAAGAACCGUGCAGACAAGAAUGCUAUUCACAACCACAUUCGUUUAUUUGAGCCUCUUGUCAUAAAAGCUUUGAAACAGUACACGACAACAACCUCUGUGCAGUUGCAGAAGCAGGUUUUGGAUUUGCUGGCACAGCUGGUGCAGUUACGGGUGAAUUACUGCCUUUUGGACUCGGAUCAGGUGUUUAUUGGAUUUGUGCUAAAGCAGUUUGAAUACAUUGAAGUAGGCCAGUUCAGGGAAUCAGAGGCAAUUAUUCCAAACAUCUUUUUCUUCCUGGUGUUACUGUCUUAUGAACGCUACCAUUCAAAGCAGAUCAUUGGAAUUCCUAAAAUCAUCCAGCUCUGCGAUGGCAUCAUGGCCAGCGGGAGGAAGGCUGUAACACAUGCAAUCCCAGCUUUGCAGCCCAUAGUCCAUGACCUUUUUGUGUUAAGAGGAACAAACAAAGCUGAUGCAGGGAAGGAGCUUGAAACCCAGAAGGAGGUGGUGGUGUCAAUGCUGUUGCGACUCAUCCAAUACCAUCAGGUGCUGGAGAUGUUCAUCCUUGUCCUGCAGCAGUGCCACAAGGAGAAUGAGGACAAGUGGAAGCGGCUGUCUCGGCAAGUCGCUGACAUCAUCCUGCCCAUGCUUGCCAAGCAGCAGAUGCAUAUUGACUCACAUGAAGCCCUUGGAGUGCUAAACACUUUGUUUGAGAUUCUGGCCCCUUCCUCCCUCCGCCCAGUGGACAUGCUUUUGCGCAGUAUGUUCGUCACUCCAAGCACGCUGGCCUCUGUGAGCACUGUCCAGCUGUGGAUCUCUGGAAUCCUAGCCAUCCUGAGGGUCCUCAUUUCCCAGUCAACUGAGGAUAUUGUUCUCUCUCGCAUUCAGGAGCUCUCCUUCUCUCCAUAUUUAAUCUCCUGUUCAACAAUUAGCAGGCUGAGAGAUGGGAGUAGUAAUUCGACACCAGAAGAACACAGUGAAGGGAAACAAUUGAGGAAUUCGCCUGAAGAAACAUUCUCGAGGUUUCUAUUACAACUGGUUGGGAUCCUUUUAGAGGACAUUGUUACAAAGCAGCUGAAGGUGGAAAUGAGUGAACAGCAGCAUACUUUCUACUGCCAAGAGCUAGGCACACUGCUCAUGUGCCUCAUCCACAUCUUCAAGUCUGGGAUGUUCCGGAGGAUCACCGCAGCUGCGACCAGACUCUUCACCAGCGACACCUGUGAGGGCAGCUUCUACACACUGGAGAGCCUAAACGCACGCGUGCGCUCCAUGGUGCCCACGCACCCGGCCCUGGUGCUGCUGUGGUGCCAGAUCCUGCUGCUUGUCAACCACACCGACCAUCGCUGGUGGGCAGAGGUGCAGCAGACGCCCAAGAGACACAGUCUGUCGUGCACGAAGUCACUCAGCCCCCAGGUGUCCAGCAAGGAGGAGGACUGUGAUUCGACAGCUCAACUUGGAAUGUGCAAUAGAGAAAUUGUGCGAAGAGGAGCCCUCAUUCUCUUCUGUGACUAUGUUUGUCAGAACCUCCAUGACUCUGAGCACUUAACAUGGCUCAUCGUAAACCACAUUCAGGAUCUGAUCAGUCUUUCCCACGAGCCUCCAGUGCAGGACUUCAUCAGUGCCAUCCAUCGGAAUUCUGCCGCCAGUGGCCUUUUCAUCCAGGCAAUUCAGUCUCGAUGUGAAAACCUUUUCACUCCAACCACUCUGAAGAAGACACUGCAGUGCUUGGAAGGCAUCCACCUCAGCCAAUCUGGUGCCGUGCUCACACUCUACGUGGACAGGCUCCUGAGCACCCCCUUCCGUGCACUAGCUCGCAGGGUCGACACCCUGGCCUGCCGCCGGGUAGAAAUGCUGCUGGCUGCAAACUUACAGAGCAGUACAGCGCAGUUGCCAGUGGAAGAACUGAACAGAAUCCAGGAGCACCUCCAGAGCAGUGGCCUUGCACAGAGACACCAAAGGCUCUAUUCCCUGCUGGACAGGUUCCGUCUUUCCACUGUGCAAGACUCACUCAGCCCUUUGCCCCCAGUCACCUCCCACCCGCUGGACGGGGAUGGGCACAUGUCCCUGGAAACAGUGAGUCCAGACAAAGACUGGUAUGUCCGCCUUGUCAGAUCCCAGUGUUGGACCAGGUCAGAUUCUGCGCUGCUGGAAGGUGCAGAGCUGGUGAAUCGCCUCCCCGCUGAGGACAUGCGUGUUUUCAUGAUGAGCUCGGUGUUCAACCUAAGCCUGUUGGCUCCGUGCUUAAGCCUCAGCCUGAGUGAAAUUGCAGCUGGCCAGAAGAGCCCUCUGUUUGAAGCAGCCCGUGGGGUGACUCUGGACCGUGUGACCAGCAUCGUUCAGCAGCUUCCUGCUGUCCAUCAAGUCUUCCAGCCUUUCCUGUCCACAGAGCCCACAGCCUACUGGAGCAAGUUGAAUGAUCUAUUUGGGGAUACCACAUUAUACCAGUCCCUCACCACGCUGGCCCGAUCCCUGGCACAGUACCUGGUGGUGGUGUCCAAAGUGCCUGCCCAUUUGCGCCUUCCUCCUGAGAAGGAAAAAGACACAGUGAAGUUUGUGGUGAUGACCCUGGAGGCCCUGUCAUGGCAUUUGAUCCACGAGCAGAUUCCACUGAGUCUGGACCUCCAGGCUGGGCUGGACUGCUGCUGCCUGGCCCUGCAGCAUCCGGGUCUCUGGAGCGUGGUCUCCUCCACUGAGUUUGUGACCCACGCCUGUUCCCUUAUCCACUGCGUGCGAUUCAUCUUGGAAGCCAUUGCAGUGCAGCCUGGAGACCAGCUUCUCAGUCUGGAAAGUCAGAAGAGCACCCUGAGGGCCAUCCGAGAGGAAGAAGUCAAUGCAGACACACGAAAUCCCAAGUACAUCACUACGGCCUGCGAAAUGGUGGCAGAGAUGGUGGAGUCCCUGCAGUCUGUGCUGGCCUUGGGCCACAAGAGAAACAGCAACAUGCCAGCAUUUCUCACAGCGGUACUCAAGAACAUUGUGAUCAGCCUAGCCCGCCUCCCCCUCGUCAACAGCUACACUCGAGUGCCACCCCUGGUGUGGAAACUUGGGUGGUCCCCCAAGCCAGGAGGGGACUUCGGCACUGUGUUCCCCGAGAUUCCCGUGGAGUUCCUGCAGGAGAAGGAAGUCUUUAAGGAGUUCAUCUACCGCAUCAACACUCUAGGGUGGACCAGUCGAACCCAGUUUGAGGAAACUUGGGCCACCCUCCUCGGUGUCCUGGUGACCCAGCCCCUUGUGAUGGAGCAGGAGGACAACCCACCUGAGGAAGACACGGAGAGGACCCAGAUCCACGUGCUGGCCGUGCAGGCCAUCACCUCCCUGGUGCUCAGUGCCAUGACUGUGCCCGUUGCUGGCAACCCAGCAGUGAGCUGUUUGGAGCAGCAGCCCCGGAACAAGCCCCUCAAAGCUCUCGAUACCAGGUUUGGUAGGAAAUUGAGCAUGAUCAGAGGGAUUAUAGAGCAGGAGAUUCAAGCGAUGGUUUCCAAGCGGGAGAAUAUUGCCACCCAUCACUCAUACCAGGCGUGGGAUCCUGUCCCUUCUCUGUCGCCUGCCACUACAGGCACCCUCAUCAGUCACAACAGGCUGCUGCUGCAGACCAACCCUGAGCGGGAGUUGGGCAACAUGAGCUACAAGCUGGGCCAGGUGUCCAUUCACUCUGUGUGGCUGGGGAACAACAUCACCCCCCUGAGAGAGGAGGAGUGGGACGAGGAGGAGGAGGAGGAGGCAGACGUCCCUGUACCUGCAUCUCCACCCACAUCUCCCAUCAACUCCAGGAAACAUCGGGCUGGAGUCGACAUCCACUCCUGUUCGCAGUUUCUGCUCGAGUUGUACAGCCGCUGGCUCCUUCCUUCCAGCUCAGCCAGAAGGACCCCGGUCAUCCUGAUCAGUGAAGUGGUUCGCUCUCUUCUUGUCGUCUCAGACUUGUUCACUGAGCGCAACCAAUUCGAGAUGAUGUAUUCGACGCUGACGGAACUGCGGCGGGUACACCCUUCUGAGGAUGAGAUUCUUGUCCAGUACCUGGUGCCAGCCACCUGUAAGGCAGCUGCUGUCCUUGGAAUGGACAAGGCCGUAGCAGAGCCAGUCAGCCGCCUGUUGGAAAGCACCCUCAGGAGCAGUCACCUGCCCAGCCAGAUCGGAGCCCUGCAUGGCAUCCUGUACGUGCUGGAGUGUGACCUCCUGGACGACACCGCGAAGCAGCUCAUCCCAGUCAUCAAUGACUACCUCCUGUCCAGUCUCAAGGGGGCAGCCUACUGCGUAAAUGUGCACAGCCAGCAGCAUGUGCUGGUGAUGUGUGCUACCGCUUUCUAUCUCAUUGAGAACUAUCCCCUGGACGUGGGGCCUGAAUUUUCAGCGUCAAUAAUACAGAUGUGUGGGGUGAUGCUGUCUGGCAGCGAGGAGUCCACUCCCUCCAUCAUCUACCACUGCACCCUCCGAGGCCUGGAGCGCCUCCUCCUCUCCGAGCAGCUCUCCCGGCUGGACGCAGAGUCCCUGGUCAAGCUGAGUGUGGACAGAGUGAAUGUGCACAGCCCGCACCGCGCCAUGGCUGCCCUGGGCCUGAUGCUCACCUGCAUGUACACGGGAAAGGAGAAAGCCAGUCCAGGCAGAACUUCAGAUCCUAACCCUGCAGCCCCAGAUAGCGAAUCUGUGAUCGUUGCCAUGGAGCGGGUGUCUGUUCUCUUCGAUAGGAUCAGAAAGGGCUUCCCCUGUGAAGCCCGAGUGGUGGCAAGGAUCCUGCCACAGUUCCUGGAUGACUUCUUCCCACCCCAGGACGUCAUGAACAAGGUCAUUGGAGAGUUUCUGUCCAACCAGCAGCCAUACCCACAGUUCAUGGCCACUGUUGUGUACAAGGUGUUCCAGACACUGCACAGUGCCGGGCAGUCGUCCAUGGUCCGGGACUGGGUCAUGCUGUCCCUGUCCAACUUCACGCAGAGGACCCCAGUCGCCAUGGCCAUGUGGAGUCUCUCCUGCUUUUUCGUCAGCGCAUCCACCAGCCCCUGGGUGUCGGCCAUCCUUCCACAUGUCAUCAGCCGGAUGGGCAAGCUGGAACAGGUGGAUGUGAACCUUUUCUGCCUGGUUGCCACAGACUUCUACAGACACCAGAUAGAGGAGGAGCUUGACCGCAGGGCCUUCCAGUCUGUGUUUGAGGUGGUCGCGGCACCAGGAAGCCCAUACCACCGGCUGCUAACUUGUUUGCGAAAUGUUCACGAGGUCACCACUUGCUGAGCAUCUGUGGUGGCAGAGGCCUGGAGGAGGCGGCCACUGGGGCCAGAGCCUCUGGGAGCUUGAGUGAGCCCUGGGGUCCCCUGGGUCACUGCAGGCUUCUGUUGGUAUCACAUGAGUGGCCAGGUGGUGUGUGCAUUUCUGCCCCCGUGACAGAAGUACUCUUUGCAGUGAGGGCUAUGCAAGGGACAUGCAGCAGAUUGGGGUUGAGCCUGAGUCCUGUGCUGGUGGCCAUGUGGUUGGCAGGUGUUGUCCCUCUCCUAGUGUUCUCCUGUUCAUGUUGCAGGGUUGCAGUACCCUUGUGUCCAGAGCAGGAGCCCUUGCUCUCACAGGUGGCCCUGGCCUCCCUGUCCCACAGGCAGACAUGCUUCCCGCAGGCUGCAGAGCUCUCCCUGCAUCUCCACGGUGGGGUGUGCCUGCCGCACCCAUGUCUGGACGCUGUGGUGCGUGGCAAGUGAGGCUGGGGGGCGCUAGGCGCCCAGCACCAGCCUCCCUUUCUGUUUUCUUCUCAGGACUUAAAAUUUAAUUAUACCAGUAAAGAGAUUAAUUUUAAUGUAACACUUCCUAUGCCCGUGUACAGUGUGUGACUUGCAAGGCCUGUGCUGCAUGCGACAGCAUCUGUGGAUGUGAACGGGCCCUCUAGCGCCGCUCCCCUCCUGAAGCCGCCUGAGCUGGCUGGGCAGGCCCCUCCCGUGCACACAUCCCCUUUCCUAUUGUCCCUGUGUAGCUGGAGUGGAAAGAGGUAUCAUGUCCAGGGCCCAGCCCUAGGGACUGAGGAGGAUGCUCUCCUCCAUGCCCACUGCACGGCCCCUCAUCGAGCACAGACAACAUUCACGUUCACCCACAGUGAGAGGCCUGGCAACCUCUAGCACCAGUCCAUCCUCCAGCCAGGACUUGGUCUGCAUAGCAGCCAGUGUUAGGUGCACUGUCCCCUUGCCUCAUGGGCACAGUGGGGCCCUGAUGGGUACCUGGCUGCAGCCCUAGGUGUCACAGCUGUGUUUUGUCUGAGCUCCUUGUGGUCAAAAGCAAAAUGUAGUGUCUUGGUGACUAUUGAAGAUGAACCCCAACAGCUCUCCUCCCCCUCAUAUGUGUGCCUCCCUCAGCCUACGAGAGUGCACAUCUGUGUCCACAGAGUGCAGGGAUGAGGCUCACUCUUGGUUGAAUGGAGAUGGGAUGGUGAGCAGGAGAAGGCCUGUGGCUGGUCACCUAUGGCCUGGAGACAGCUCCACUUCUACCCUAGGCCCAGGAUCCCAGGACUUGCUUCAGGUUUCCAGGCCCAAAUGGCCACAUGGUUUAAAUGGAAGUGAGCCUGGACGGCAGAGAUCCCUGGUUGUGCUCACUGCCUUGGUUCAGAGCAAUGCCUGCUGUGCAGCAGAGCUGGUACUCUGCUCCCCGCACCCAGGCCAGCCCGCUGGCUGGGUGACUGCUGUGCUGGUUGGCUGGGGCAGUGUCUCGGUUGCACACAGUCGGUGCAGAGUGCUCGGAGCUGACUCCAGUCUCCCAAGGAGGAGAGCUCUUUCGGCUUGUGUUAGCUAGCAAUGUGUCAGUCUGCAGUGCCGCCUUGAGACCCUGAGCUCCCUCUGUCCUUUCCUGCUAUGGAGGAGCCCCUUGUGGCUAGCAUGAAGCUUUUCCAGCCAGCCCCAGCAGAGGCUUCAACAAGCCAGGACCAACUUAUCCUUGUAGUCAGCAACUCAGACAGUAGAAAUGGAUCCAGUUUGGGAGAAGACUGUAGGGAAACUACUGGAUUUUAACAAGAAGUGAGAAAGUCACUGAUUGUCCCUUAUUGAUUUGGGGCCCCUAUUUCUCAUCCCAGUUCUCCCCUAGGAAGCUGCUAGAAGUGUUUGGGAACUGUGGGAAACUUCUGCCACUCCACCCCCUGGUCAUCCCAGCAGCUCUGAGACCGAUGUGUUGCAGGCCAGACAGUGUUCCUGGCUAGAUGUUUACAUUGUAAGAAAUAACACUGUGAAUGUGAAAUUUGGAGCCAUUCCCCUUGGAAUUCUUAUCACUGGCCUCAGCGUAGAGUUUAAUUGGCCGCUUCUUGUUCACCGUAUGAUCUUAGCGUAGGGGCUGAAACCCAACCCUGGCCAUAGGCACCAACCCAAAGAUCUGUGUUCUCCAGAACACACAAGUUUGUAAGAGGUCUGUCCAUGUGUGUAUGUGUGUGCAUGUGUGCAUACCUACACUUGGAUUUACACAUGCACACAUACACACACACACACACACACCUCAAGUCAGACACACAAGCCCUCCGGAAACGCCUGUGUCCAAUCUUGCUGGAAGCUGCAUGAAGUUGCCACCUGACUGGAGCACCUGAGAGUGGGACUAGAUAAGAAGGGGACCCUGCUCAGAAAAGUCCCAUGGAAAAGCUGUCCUCCUGACCCACUCUGCACACACGGGUUCAAGACUCCAUCAAAUUCCUCCAAUGCUGCGGAUUCCCAAAUUUUAUCAGAAAAGUCACUUUGAUUAUCAAGUUUUUGUGGGGAGGCAGGGUAGGAUUUUUGUUUUCUUGCUGGUACUAUCAGGAAAGAUUUUAGUGAAACCAGGGUAGAAUUACUUGGCAAUGCACUGAAGCAUGUUUCUUCUCCAAGUUGUGCCUCCCUUCCACUGCUGGCCCCACUGACACAGAGGUGACUUUACUGUUCCAGGUGCCCUUUAUCAUACUCGCAAUUUCUCUUCACGUGGACCCAUCAGGAGGAGGAGUAGAAUGGAAACACCCCAGACACCCAGAAUGUACCCACCAAGGAGCUCCUCCCCGGAGCCACAGUGUCUCGGCCUAGUGCUCACCCUGUGGGUGGGUCACAUAGCAAUAACUGCCUGUUUCUUGGCGGCUACCUGGCAUUGUGGGGUUGGCUGUCUGUGCUUAUGAGGUAGAAUUAGUUCCUCUUGCUACCUGCGAGUGUCCUUCCCUGUCAGCCUCCUCCUGUGGGCUUGUCCCUCCCUCUCUGUGCUGUGUGCAGGGACCAGAGCUGCUAGCUGGGGUGAACUCGGUGUCCCCUGGAGUGACGUAUGGGACCAGGAAGACCUAGAGAGCUGCUUGGGGUGGCACAAGAGAAAAGGACUGUCCCUUGUCUGGCCUGGAGCUGUGCAUGGGGAAGGAGGGACUCGGAGAGCCUUGUGUUCACGGAAGGUACCUGGAGGGUUCAGGACCAUCUUCCUUGUGUGCCUGUCAUGUUUUAAUGCCAUUUCAGGAGCCCUGCCCCCAAGUGUUUCAGGGAGCAGAUCUUCCACUGCACACGGUGGGUGGGUCAUGGGCAGCGGAAAUCUGCCUGUGGGGUGUAGCUCUGACCUGGGGGCCUCCAUCCAGGCUGUAAGCAAGCAGGCUAUGGGCUGUGGCUGUGAUGGGCAUGUCCUGGAGCCCCGCCCAGCCCUGACUGUCUACUUCCAAGAGGAAGGACUGGCAUAAGAUGUAUAUUUAAAUUUUUUUAACUGCUGCACAUGUUGUAUAUUCAAAUUAAAGGAAUAAUCAAACCA